Molecule: messenger RNA, 1208 nt
Organism: Belonocnema kinseyi
Lineage: Eukaryota; Metazoa; Arthropoda; Insecta; Hymenoptera; Cynipidae
Gene: Vps37B
Product: vacuolar protein sorting-associated protein 37B
Exons: 4
Coding region: 268-903 (211 amino acids)
Biological process (GO): ubiquitin-dependent protein catabolic process via the multivesicular body sorting pathway; protein targeting to membrane; protein targeting to vacuole
Cellular component (GO): ESCRT I complex
Source: RefSeq, a predicted model, not a curated record
AAUAAUCUCGAUAACCUCUCAACUUCUGACGAAAUGUCACUUGACCAAAAGGCUCGCUUCGAAAGAAAAAUUUUGUUUAAAAGAAGAAACUGAUCGAAUUUGGAUAGAGAUUUUCUUUUAUGCGAUGCACGGGGAGUAAUAGUUUAAAAAUUGAAACUUUUUUCGGUGAUGUGAAUUUUUAUUUAGCCGUAAAUUUGUGGUUUGUGGUUGGACUUUGUGUCUUUGUUGACUUGACGUAAACACUUGAGACAAGAAAAUAAAUAAAAAAUGUAUAAACAGAAUUUCGAACUGGACACUCCUGCUGCUCUGGGAAUGAUUGCAAAUUUGAGCAAUGAAGAGUUAAAAGAAUUGCUGAAUGACGAUGAAAAGUUUGAAGAAGUUGUGAAAAAUAACAAACAGUUUCAGGAACUGGAAACAGAGAAGGAAAUGCUGAUGGCAAGUAACAGAUCGCUUGCUGAAUACAAUUUGGCAAAACAACCCGAAUUAGAACAAGGAAAACAAGUUGUUCGCGAACUCAGUGAAAGAGGUAGUCAACUUUGCUCGAGUGUUCAAGAAAAAUUGGACGAAAUAAAGGAGAAACCUGGCAUGAUGAGUAUUGAUACUGCACUCGAGAUGCUCCAAACAGCUGCUACCGAAACUGAAGAGGAAUCUGAGAAAAUAGCCGAGAAAUUUCUCGCUGGUGAUACGGAAGUGGACGAAUUCCUGGAUCAAUUUACAAGCCGACGGAAAUUGAUGCACCUACGAAAAGUGAAGGUUGACAAAAUGCGGGAAUUGAUCAAAUCUAAGGACAGAGGAAUUUCCGGAUAUCCGACUGCCGGAAAUUUCCCCGGAAUGUCGCCAUCUCUGCCCUACCCAGCCGGACUUGUAUCGAUGCCAAUGCCAGUUGCGAUGCCUCCUUAUUAAUUAUUAUUAAUUAUUAAUUAAUCUAAUCUAGAUUUCUAUGUAAACCCGAAAAAACUCUUUAUAUUCUCCUCAUUUUAUAUCAGAUGAAUUAACCGAAUGGAAAGAAUGGAGUGACCACUUAGUCAAAUUGAAAAUUAUUAAUGAUUAAGUGGUAUUUCGAGAAUGGUUAAAAUAGAGAGUGACUAAAGAGAUAUGAAUUUAGAAUGAAAUUCAAUCAAGUUAGUCUGGCGUGACGAGUUCUCAUAGGAAAUUGUAUUUACUUUAAACUCUGUUAAAUGUGAAUAAAAUAUUUUUAUUUCUAACAA